Messenger RNA from Amphiprion ocellaris (clown anemonefish), 1932 nucleotides. It is a transcript of the gene tnfrsf1b, whose product is annotated as tumor necrosis factor receptor superfamily, member 1B. The transcript is spliced from 10 exons. The record is from RefSeq and is a predicted model, not a curated record. Lineage: Eukaryota; Metazoa; Chordata; Actinopteri; Pomacentridae. Gene Ontology annotation, molecular function: tumor necrosis factor binding; tumor necrosis factor receptor activity. The coding region runs from base 173 to 1657 and encodes 494 amino acids. Gene Ontology annotation, biological process: positive regulation of oligodendrocyte differentiation; positive regulation of myelination; intrinsic apoptotic signaling pathway in response to DNA damage.
CAGAUCAGUGAAUGUGAGUUACAGUCAGCCUGCUCGUUUCCUUCCUUCAGUACUUGACUCAGUUCAAGGAAACUGCUCCUGUUUGCAGAGUCUCGACCCGCCUUUAGAAAAUGAACAGUACAGUACACACGCCGAUCGCUGUAUCCUCUCUCUAAUUUGCUUAAAAGAAGCAAUGAAGGACAUACUUGUACUCCUGGUUCUGCUGAAUGCCCAAACUACCAAGGUCUGCUCUCAGCCCUAUCAGGCAGACUCAGAUGGAAACUGUCGCAACAAAACAACAGAAUACUUGCAUGAUGGAUCUAACCUGUGCUGCAAGAAGUGCCCCCCUGCAUUACAGAACCAUCGGAUCAUCUUACUGCGGCAACGACUGAUUGGAGAAUGCACUGCAACUACUGACAGUGUGUGUAGACAAUGUCAGCCAGGCCAGUACAUGGAGAGCUGGAACUAUGCUCCAAACUGCUUCUCCUGUUCCAAAUGCAAACCAAACAAAGGUUUGCAGGAUGCCCAGAAAUGCUCCUUAACAACAAAGUCCAUGUGUAUAUGCCAGGAAGGGAUGUACUGCAUCAUGGGAUUUGAUGAUCCGUACUGUGCAGAAUGUCGAAAGUACAAAUCAUGCCAAGCUGGCUAUGGAGUGUCUAGGCCAGGCACAGCAACCUCAGAUGUGAAGUGUGAACGGUGCCUCAGUGGGACCUUCUCUGACUCUGUCUCCUACACUGACGGCUGCCGGCCUCAUACUAACUGUGAUGGAGGGACUGUUGUUCAGAAAGGCAAUGCUACCUCAGACACUGUAUGCGAACAGCAGACCUCAACAAAACACUCCGAGACUGUGUUCACAACCGCAAGUACAGUUAUGAGCACAGUCGCAGCAGAAUUGACGGCUCCACAUGGACUGAGAGACUCCGCACAGUCUGCCUCACCUUCUGCUUCAGAGGAUGAGUUCAGCACUGCAACAAAAAGCCAACAACCGACCACAGAGCCCAGCAGAGAACUGGCUGCAGUCAUUGCUGGUGUCACUGGAUUCCUUUUGCUUUUAAUCGCCCUCAUGCUGUUGUUCCUUUGUAGGCAAAUGCGGAAGAAAGAUGAUGAAAGGCUACAUACUAAAGUAGAUGCAAAUGGAAACUGUGAGAGUGCUGAUAAGAGUUAUUUGGGGGAAUCUCAGGUGACUUCGUUCACAGUUGCCUCACCAGAACAACAGUGUCUGCUGGAAAAAGGGGAAGCCAGCAGUGACCACAGUCAGUGCAGCAACAAUACUGAAACUUUAACUAGAACAGAUGGCUACAGCAGCCACGAGUCCAUCAGCCCUUUACAAUCCACUUUGGCUCUUGACAAUCCACAGUCUGUGCUGUCAGAGCCCAUGACUCUACUCUCCAACAUGGAGCCCAUACCUCCCCAGCCCAGCAUCCCCACACAGCCCUCCUCUCAGCCCACCAGCCCACAGAUCAUCAGCCCCGUGACAACCAGCCCCCAGUUCAACGUCAACAUCACUUUGCACAUAGGUAAUGGGUCUUGUGGGGCACCGUCCUUCGUGCCUUCAGACUUGAUGCAAGCAGACUGCACGCUCCCUUUUGGAGAGGAGGAGUCCUUUGGCACCCCACAGCAAGAAGCUGGCAAACAGUCAGUGAUGUCUGUGCAGGAGAGUGAAAGCUACAGUACAUGAAGAGUCAUCUGCAUGUAAGACUGACAAUUUCAAAAAAAAAUCUUUGUCAUAGUACAAGAUUGAAAACAAUCUGGCUAAGCUAACAAAAUGCAUACCGUAGGUAUGGCAAGUUUAAUGAGGGCAGGCACAGUUCUUCUGUUCCCAUAUCAAAGUCAUUAACUGUUACCUUAAGUGUUAAUAUGUGUAUAUAGAUUUCUGUAUAUAAAGAUGUAAAUAUUGUCUUACCUUUAGUGCUUACCAAACAAUAGAAAAAUAAAAAGGAACAUAAAUUAUAA